GCGGACUACACUCUCACCCCUUCUGUCACGCCCGCCAUGCCUCACUCCGCCCGAAACAAGCGCCAGCCAAUAUCCUGUGAGCCAUGUCGAACGCGAAAGAUCCGCUGUCAUCGAGACGGAUUCCCAUGCUCAACGUGCGUCCGACGAGGCGUCACUUGUGUCUACGCCUCCAACCCCGCCGGUAACAAUAUGGCCCGUCGAUCGACGUCCGACCGCCCGCAGUCAUCGGCCUCAUCACCUGUAGAUCAAACGCCGGUCCGUCCGUCACAGGAUAACUUGGCUCGGCGCGUGCGUAGGUUGGAGGAAUUACUCCUCCGUUCGCAUGGCGUCUCUUCUCCGCCGUCGCCCUCGCCCAACGAGGAUAACACUCCACCGUCGUCCUCGGUUGAGAACAAUGACCCUGCGCGCGAACGUACGCCACAGGAUCUGAAUGGAACACUUCGCGUGGACGACAAGGGUUUCAUUCGCUUUGUUCCAGCGUCCCUUCAAUGGCAGUCCUCCCGACUGGCACUGGCCGACGACUCCUCCGGCAUCGCAAGUAUAACGCGGUAUCCGCUGAACCCUGCAACAACCGCAUCCAUGGACGACAUUCUCGGUGCACUACCAUCUCAGAGCUACUGCUCCGAACUUGUCCGUGUCUACUUUACCUCCUACGCCUCACUUUUCCACGUGCUCCACGCCCCUACAUUCGAACGGCAGUACGAACGCUUUGUGCAAGGCGCUCAUGAUAUGCCACUAGCUUGGCUUGCUCUUCUCUAUGCCAUCAUCGGCACCGCUGUACACGCUCUACCCAGUGAUAGUCAACUGCUCGACCUCAGUCAUCAAUCGCGACCGCUCGAGAAGAUUGAAGACCUGUCAUCGCGAUAUCGCUCGCUUGCCAUGAGAUGUCUGGAGCACGACCAUUACCUAUGGACUCAUAACGUCACGACCCUCCAGGCCCUGAUUCUUCUCAUCUACAGCAUCAACCACAGCAAUGGCCAGACGUGGACGUUUCUCGGCCUAGCUCACCACCUUGCGCUUUCCAUUGGGUGCCACAUCGAUCCCAGCCGGUUUGGGCUGGACGUCAUCCAAUGCGAGGAACGACGGCGGUGCUGGGCGGCGGUAAAGAUGCUGUAUACUCAACAAAACACCGCCAUGGGGCAUGUUGGCAUCACUCACGCGCAAUUUCCAUCCAAUUGCCGGCCUCCCGCUGAUACCGACGAUGAUUGUCUUCUGGCAGGCGUGAUGGAAGAUGCAGUCGAGACGCCAUCGAUUACACUGCGACCUACUGAAAUGACAUAUCUCCUGCUCAAAUUCCGCCUCUACGACAUCUGUUCCGACAUCUGCGAGUCUGUGCUGAGCAAGAGGUACGUUGACCUGGACAAUAUACGCAGACUUGACGCCGUCCUCCAGAAUGAGCAGCAAUCCUGGGACUCGAGAUUUUUCAGUGGCGAACACUACGCGCAUCACCUGACACUGCUACUACACCAACAAAUCCUCCUCCGAAUGGCCACCACCGAGCACGACUCCACCCUUCGAUGGUCCCGUCUGCGGUGCCUCGACGCCGCUAAAAGUGUCCUCGACAUCCACGCGUACGUGCAUGAUGCUCCUAAGCUGGCGCCUUUCCGAUGGUUCAAUCGCGGCGUUGGCAGCUUCCAUGCCUUCCAUGCAGCUGUGGUGUUAGUCAUGCUACGUCGAAGAGGCAUGGAAGAGGACUGCCGCGAGAGCGUCGAGCCCGCGUUGCAAGACUGCUUCAUGCGCUUCAUGAGCAUGAGCGAGCUGAGCCCAUUCUGCGCGAAAGCCGCACCAUUAUUGCAAGCUUUCAUCGAGCAAAUUCAAAUCACUGAUCAGCGAAACGAUGGUAGCUACGGCGGUAGCGGCAGCAAUUAUUCUAUCCUGAGGCAUUCGCUCCACGAGCCCGGAAUCGCCCUUGGGGCCCACAACGUCCACAGCCCGGACGAGGCAAGGCCGUUAUCGAGACCAACGUGGAGCACGAGCAACCGCACAGCGAGCACCAGCGGUCAUCACGAAACCAGCAGCUCGGAAGGCUACGAUGCCAGCAACCCCAAUUGGGACUUUUUGCUGGCCGACAUGCAGCCACAGCAAUGGCUAAGUCCGGCAGUGUUCCCGCUGGAUCAAUGGAACAUGAUACUCACAGAUCCCAUAUGA
This is a messenger RNA of Neohortaea acidophila, 2148 nucleotides long. RefSeq lists its product as uncharacterized. The transcript is spliced from 2 exons. Gene Ontology annotation, cellular component: nucleus. Gene Ontology annotation, biological process: DNA-templated transcription; regulation of DNA-templated transcription. Lineage: Eukaryota; Fungi; Ascomycota; Dothideomycetes; Mycosphaerellales; Teratosphaeriaceae. The record is from RefSeq and is a predicted model, not a curated record. Gene Ontology annotation, molecular function: DNA binding; DNA-binding transcription factor activity, RNA polymerase II-specific; zinc ion binding. Bases 37 to 2148 code for a protein of 703 amino acids.